Messenger RNA from Raphanus sativus (radish), 603 nucleotides. Its product is annotated as non-specific lipid-transfer protein 11. The record is from RefSeq and is a predicted model, not a curated record. Gene Ontology annotation, cellular component: membrane. Gene Ontology annotation, molecular function: lipid binding. Lineage: Eukaryota; Viridiplantae; Streptophyta; Magnoliopsida; Brassicales; Brassicaceae. The coding region runs from base 69 to 431 and encodes 120 amino acids. Gene Ontology annotation, biological process: lipid transport. The transcript is spliced from 2 exons.
UAAACAACACAUCAAAGAAAAACACACAUCAAAACAAUAUUAUCAAACACAAAGUUUUGAAGUAAGAGAUGAGGAACAUUACUUCUAAAACAAGCAACAUGUUAAUGUUUGUCGCCAUACUUUUAGCGGUGAUUGCGUAUCACGAGGGAGAAGCUAUAUCAUGUUCGCAGGUAAACAUGUUCUUAGCACCAUGUUUGUCUUAUCUAAGAUCUGGAGGAAACCCCUCUCAACAGUGUUGUGGCGGGCUUAGCAGUCUAAAAGCCGCUGCGCCUGGGAAGGCAGAUAGGCAAACAGCUUGUCAAUGCUUGAAGAGUGUGUCUAACACAAUCCCUGGAAUCAACGAUGACAAUUCCAAACAGCUACCUUCUAAAUGUAAUGUUGAUCUGGGUGUCCCUUUCUCUAAGAGCGUGGACUGUAACAGCAUAAACUGAAAAGAGGACUAUGUAUCAACGGCCAUGGCAGCUAUAAUAAUAAGUGGAUGUCCUUAAAGAGCAAACGCAUUAUGAACAAAACAAUGGAUGAUUCUGAUAUUAAUCUCCUGAUCUUAUACUUUAUACAUGUAAUCAUAUAGUUCUUGGCAAAUAAAGUGUGAAAAUUCCCACA